CCAGAAACCAGAAACCACCGUACGCGGCGGCGAUAAUGGCGACGGAUCCCGACCGCGGCAUUCUCUUCCUCAUCCUCCACUACCUCGACCAGCAGAAUCUCUCCGAAACCGCUCGCUCGCUGGAAUGCGAAACUGGAUUGUAUUUCAACAUGAGUUACUUCGAAGAAAUGUUGAAUUGCUGUGCUUAUAAUGAAGCCGAGAGUUAUCUCUGCGGAUUCACCGAUAUUCACGACAAUCUCUACUCCACCAAGAUUUACUUCGGGAUUAGGAAGCUCAAGUUCCUCGAAGCACUGGCCGAUGGAGAGCGGGAGAUUGCUCGGGAGGUGGUCGAAAACGACAUCGAAAUUUUCAGCGAAUACAACCCAGGGUUGGUCCAGCAAGCUUUUGAGCUCGUGCAAAUGGAGGAUUUUAUGCAAGUUUUCAAUUUCCGUCUCACAGGUUGCUGUCGAGCUACAAAAAUUUGAAGGAAGCAAGAAAAGUUGUAAUGGCAAAUAUCAAGAGAUGCAUCAAUGCGAAUCCGCUUUUCGAAGGGAAGCUCACUCUCCCACCGCUUCCAACAACAUUGCAGAGGCUCUACACGGAGGCGAUGGCCGGCCGUGGUUUCUUCAAUGGUCGUGAAGUACCACCGGCCACUUGUCGGAGAGAGUCGAACGAUUAAACCGUGGAAGCUUCUAGCGGUCAACUUUCCAAACGUUUUAUAUGCGUUAUUUCUUCGUGAUCUUUAACAUAGAUAAAUGUUAGAGAAAGUUAUGAUUGGAAAAGGGACAUUGUUGGCCACUUAUUUAUGGUUUUUUCUUAAUGAAAUA
Molecule: messenger RNA, 806 nt
Organism: Momordica charantia (bitter melon)
Lineage: Eukaryota; Viridiplantae; Streptophyta; Magnoliopsida; Cucurbitales; Cucurbitaceae
Product: protein TPR1-like
Biological process (GO): regulation of DNA-templated transcription
Molecular function (GO): protein binding
Source: RefSeq, a predicted model, not a curated record